UUUAAAAAGCCAGGCAGCCGGAGCAAAGUUUCAGUUCGGGGAAAGUGGUACGUCGGCAAAAGACCCUGUCCGAAUUCGGUUUCUCCUAUGAUGGGCGAUCAGUUUUCAUACAUGCGGCUGCCCACAUGUACGGAAGAUGCCAAGGACAAAAACAUCUGGAGCAGAUGCAAACUAUGGGGAAAGACGCACCGUUGGUGCGUCGUUGCGCUCCUAUGCAUUGUUUUGAUCGCGGUUAUCUGUGUGCUCAAGCCCCGGGCGGACGACACGCUGGGAGGAAGCCAAAUGGAGCUACGCAAACAAAUCUCUCAGCAACAGGCUGAGCUCGUCUCCCUCCGAAAGAAUGGGUCCAUGAUGGAAGAGGCCCAGGCGAAAGCGGAGGAGGACAUGCAGGGCUUGGAGGUCCAACUGGCGACCACCAGCCAGAACCUCAGAAAGGCCCAGGGGCAGAAGAACACCUGCCAGGCACAGCUGGAGAAAGCGGAGAAGGGAAGUCUUGGCCUUCAGGCAGAACUGAAGACGGCCAACCGCACCCUGGCGGAUGCCAAACAGCGUUUGGAGAUGAUCAAAACAGACAGAGACGGGCUGCAAACCCAACUGGCGUCGGCCAACCAGAACCUCCAAAAGACCCAACAGCAGAGAGAGGGUUGCCAGACUCAGCUGCAUACCGUGGAAGGAAAAACCACCUCCCUGGAGGCCCAAGUCGAAACACAGCAGACGGAAAUGCAGACGCUUCAAGAGCGAAAUCAACAGCUUCAGCAACAGAUUUCCAGCCAAGCAAGUGAGCUGGAGGAGGCCCAGAGCAAGGUGCAGAGUGAGAGAGAGAAGUACGAAAGACAAAUCGAGACGCUGCAGGAUCAGAUCCAUUUCCUUCAUGAGCAGAGGCAACAGCAGCGUUCCAGCGGCGGCAUCCUUCAUGGUUUCUGCACAGUCCUCUUCCUGCUUGUUCCGGCCAGGCUCCUCCUCCAAUAGCCCCGUGAACUUUGAUGCCAUCUAGUGGACGACAAGGAGAACUUUCUUUUGCCGUUGUUCUGGGGUGACAUCCAGCCUCAUCUGCAUAGCCCCGCCUCCUCACCAGCACCAUGGUUUGGCCAUUCCUAGCUAGGAACCGUGCUAAUCAUUCCAGGUGAAUCAGAUGCGGCUGCAGCGAAGAGUCCCAGUAUAAAAUACGGAAAUUGCCAUAAGGUGAAAAGGUGCCGCUCUCCUCCUAGUGGGACCCUCUACUUCCUUUCCCACCCUAUGAAAUAAAUCCCUUGUUCGUUUGAUAACUCUGUACCCCGGUGAAUGUCCAACGGGGACAAAACAUUUUGCUUUUUCAUGUAUUGCCUGGAUUCUUCGAUUCUAAUUCUUUGGGAGCAACGUGCUAUUUCACGUAUUGGGUGCAGUUGGUCCCAGGUUCUGCCUCCGCACCUGCACUUUAAGGGGUGGGGCAGGGAAGGAUCCUGUAGAAUGUAAAAUAAAAUAAAGACUUUUCUCUACUUGAGAUCCAGCAGAGGUAGAAAUUGGGCUGGCUCAGUAGCUGCAUUUGUAGCAGGGGUUCCAUCUCAGAGCCUAGGCCAGUCCACUUGCACUACAGUUCCCAUCAUCCCCAGACAACAUGACCGUUGGAGCUCUGCUCCUACGCAUCUGGAGGGUGUCCGGCUUGGACAGCCUCGUCUUGGCUCUGCUUGACACCUUUCCCACACAGCUGUGGACAGAACCUUCUGUUCCUGAGCUGGGAGGUUGCCGGAUGAAAUCUCUUCUUUCAGGUAUUUUCAAAUGAGAAAGAGUCCUUUAAAAGAAGGGACCACCCUGUGAGCGUUUUAAACGACUCGUCCUUGCUUGGAAACAUCCCAAAGGUGCAGGAAAUGUUGGAGAUUCUCCUAUCUGGCUAUAGCCACUAGGUGACAUCACCACCUCAGACCUUUCGUGAAGACACUUGAUAAUGCAAGAGGCCAAACACAGACCCAAUUGUGCAUCAUCAGGGAUAGCUUGGGGGACGCUUGGCUUCAGUGGUCCCCCUCCCUAACUGGGACUACCCUUUGGGCCCAAUCCACCCAACAGGAGAGGGUCAGGCAAGCAGAACUUUGGUUUGGGCCUACUGUGACACCGAAGGCUGCUCCAGGAGUUGGCGUUGUUGGGCCCGCUCCUGGUCUGCGGGCUGAGCGUAAGAAGCAAAUAUAUUUCAUGGCCCAUCCUGUGUACAAGCUGCAGGGAGUCGUUUUUCCUGGGCUAGCGUCAGGCGAGCGUCCCAGCCCGGUUGGAGCCAUGGGGGAUUUUUGAAAGCGCAUGUCAUGGGCGCUCUCACAAAAUGGCAGCUGUGUGUGGGGGGGGGUUGCCUGUUCCUAAAAUGGCUGCUACGGUGAGUGCAGCUGGUCACGAAGCACUCAUCGCUGAGAGACGCAGCCGCCGAAGACCCUGAGCGCAAAGCAAAAGGUGGGCUCUGAGCUCCCGAAGGCAAAAUCAGUUUUGGGACGCCCAAUCAAGAUGGCGCUUGAGAGCAGCGCUCCCAUGCAACGUAAAAAGAUCUUAAGAGAUAAAAUAAAAAGCAGAAGGCGCCGCACCGGUCCUCAUGGGAGAAGCCAGGAGACCACUCAGAGAAGAGCCUUUGGUGUGGUGGCCCCUUUUUUUGGGGAACGCCCUGGAGGUCGAGCGGACACCCACACUCCACUGGAUCCCACGCCUCCUGAAUACAGCUCUUUUCCAGGAAUCCUCGCUCAACGGGAACAGCCAUGGGGUUUUUUUUGUACUUCUGCGUUAAAAUGAACAAUUUUACGGUGCUGUUUUCAGCGUUUUUAGCUUUUUAUUAUUCACAUUCACCGCUCUGGAAUCUAUUUUAGAUACGGAGCGGCAUAUAAAUAUUGUAAAUAUAUAAUAAAUAAAUACAUGCUAUGGGGAUUUUGCAGUUCUAAAUAAACUGUCUUGAACUAUUA
This is a messenger RNA of Elgaria multicarinata webbii, 2909 nucleotides long. Its product is annotated as differentially expressed in FDCP 6 homolog. The transcript has 5 exons. Bases 88 to 969 code for a protein of 293 amino acids. Lineage: Eukaryota; Metazoa; Chordata; Lepidosauria; Squamata; Anguidae. The record is from RefSeq and is a predicted model, not a curated record.